This is a messenger RNA of Gongylonema pulchrum, 498 nucleotides long. The record is from the annotation of a GenBank genome assembly. Lineage: Eukaryota; Metazoa; Nematoda; Chromadorea; Rhabditida; Gongylonematidae.
AUGGAGUCGUCGGCGCCGAGUGGUUCUUCUUUUCGCGACAUUAUUGUAGAACGUCUGGAACGACGAAAUCGCAUUUAUGGGCAAUUCGAAGCGAUCUUCACAUCGUCGAAAAAGCAAUUAUUAUUACUUACAGACUGUGAAUUAGCCGAUUACGUAGCAAAUCUUGCACGAGCGGCGCGUGCUCAUCCCUCCUCCAGUAGUAUAAUGGAGGGAGCGGACGAUCGUGCAGCGAAAUUGGAAGCCAAACUUGCCGAUCUCUAUCGUAAAAAGGAGCAGAACGAUCAGCAGCUAAUCGAAGCAAACAAUCGAUUACGCGAUAUGACCAAAGAGCUGAAUGCAAUCACUAUUGUGUUGGUUUUUUUUGCUUUCUCCAAGAGUUAUAACUUACGGAGAGAAUUUAUAAAUCCAAGACUUUUGGGCAGGCCACUUUGCAUGCAGUUGAACAGUGGACCGCGCAUGAUAAGCGAUUGUGAGUAUAACUGUUCAGGUUCUGGGUAA